Messenger RNA from Pelodiscus sinensis (Chinese soft-shelled turtle), 518 nucleotides. Lineage: Eukaryota; Metazoa; Chordata; Testudines; Trionychidae. The record is from RefSeq and is a predicted model, not a curated record.
CUAGUCAACUAACCAUUGACAAAUCACGACCACCUUCAUCAAGCCCUUCAAGUAUAAUUCGCCGCACUUCCUCACUGGAUACACUUGCUGCUCCCUACCUUGCUGGACAAUGGCCUCGUGAUAAUCAUGUGCAGGCUGCUCCCUGUAUGAGGGAUAAAGCCACACAGACAGAGAGUGCUUGGGCUGAAGAAUAUUUAGAAAAGAAGAAAGGAUCUCACAAGCGUUCAGCAUCCUGGGGCAGCACAGACCAACUCAAGGAGAUUGCAAAACUGCGUCAGCAGUUGCAGAGAAGUAAACACAGCAGCAGGCAUCAUCGGGAUAAAGAAAGACAGUCUCCAUUCCAUGGUAACCAUGCAGCCAUUAAUCAGUGCCAGGUAAGGCUAUGCCACUUGUCAGGGCAUUGUGGGAGUAAGCAUGUUAACUCCUGUGCAUUCCAAAUAGUGAUUUUUUUUUUAAAGAAAAAAAAUGCUUCCAUAUGUUUUGAAAUACUUGUUUACUACUGAAUGAUGUAUAUCUGU